Suillus fuscotomentosus is the source of this 2516-nucleotide messenger RNA. RefSeq names its product P-loop containing nucleoside triphosphate hydrolase protein. The transcript has 9 exons. Gene Ontology annotation, molecular function: ATP hydrolysis activity; polyubiquitin modification-dependent protein binding; ATP binding. Bases 78 to 2516 code for a protein of 812 amino acids. Gene Ontology annotation, biological process: autophagosome maturation; mitotic spindle disassembly; retrograde protein transport, ER to cytosol. NCBI's taxonomy places the organism in Eukaryota, Fungi, Basidiomycota, Agaricomycetes, Boletales, Suillaceae. The record is from RefSeq and is a predicted model, not a curated record. Gene Ontology annotation, cellular component: VCP-NPL4-UFD1 AAA ATPase complex; nucleus; cytosol.
CGCGUCGCUUCCUCGCCACUACAAAAGCUGACCUUGUACUUUAACAUUGUUAACUCUCUCCUUGCUAGACUAUCAUAAUGGCUGACCCCAGCGGUGCUGCACCACAACCAGGUCCAAAUGACACUUCUACUGCAAUUCUGCGGCCAAAGAAAUCGCCAAAUCGUCUUAUUGUCGACGAGGCUACUUCAGAUGAUAACUCCGUUGCAACUUUGAAUCCUGCGACCAUGGAGCUUCUCCAACUUUUCCGGGGCGACACUAUCAUCGUGAGGGGAAAGAAACGUCGCGACACCGUUCUCAUUUGCCUGAGCUCCGAUGAUGUUGAAGAAGGUCGUAUCCAGGUGAACAAGGUUGCCCGAAAUAACUUGCGCGUGAAACUUGGCGAUCUUGUCAACGUCCAUCAAUGUUUAGACAUCAAAUACGGCAAGCGGAUACACGUCUUGCCAUUCGACGAUUCCAUCGAAGGUCUCAGUGGUAACAUCUUCGACGUCUACCUCAAACCCUACUUCCUCGAAGCAUACCGGCCAGUCCGUAAGGGUGACACAUUCCUUGUUCGUGGCGGCAUGCGGACAGUAGAAUUUAAAGUCAUCGAGACUGAUCCCGCCGAAUUUUGUAUAGUGGCCCAGGACACUGUCAUCCAUACUGAGGGUGAUCCUGUCAAGCGCGAAGACGAGGAAGCAAACCUCGCAGAUGUUGGCUACGAUGAUAUCGGUGGUUGUCGGAAGCAGAUGGCCCAGAUUCGUGAACUCGUCGAGUUGCCAUUACGUCACCCACAGCUCUUUAAGUCCAUCGGUAUCAAACCACCUCGUGGUAUUCUGAUGUUCGGUCCCCCUGGUACUGGAAAGACGUUGAUGGCACGUGCGGUAGCCAACGAGACUGGCGCAUUCUUCUUCUUGAUCAACGGCCCGGAGAUCAUGAGCAAGAUGGCCGGUGAGAGUGAAAGCAACCUACGGAAAGCUUUCGAGGAGGCCGAGAAAAACUCGCCUGCUAUCAUCUUCAUUGAUGAGAUUGACUCCAUCGCUCCUAAGCGUGAAAAAACGAACGGUGAAGUCGAGCGUCGCGUUGUAUCGCAACUGCUCACUCUUAUGGACGGUUUGAAGGCUCGGUCCAAUGUUGUUGUCAUGGCUGCUACCAACCGGCCAAAUUCCAUUGACCCUGCCCUUCGUCGCUUUGGUCGUUUCGACCGUGAAGUCGACAUCGGUAUUCCAGACCCUACUGGUCGUCUGGAGAUUCUUCGCAUCCACACGAAGAACAUGAAGUUGGGCGAUGACGUCGAUCUCGAGCAGAUUGCCGCCGAUACACAUGGCUACGUUGGUUCCGACGUAGCUGCUCUUUGCUCGGAAGCUGCUAUGCAGCAGAUCCGUGAAAAGAUGGAUCUCAUUGAUCUUGACGAGGACACAAUUGACGCCGAAGUGCUGGAUUCCCUUGGUGUCACUAUGGAUAACUUCCGCUUUGCCCUCGGUACCUCCAACCCAUCCGCACUUCGCGAGACUGCUGUCGAAGUGCCCACAGUCACCUGGGACGACAUUGGUGGUCUGGAAAAAGUCAAACUCGAGCUCCAGGAGACAGUGCAGUACCCUGUCGAGCAUCCCGAGAAGUUCCUCAAAUAUGGUAUGUCACCGUCGAAGGGUGUCUUGUUCUACGGCCCUCCGGGAACGGGUAAGACACUCCUUGCGAAAGCCAUCGCGAACGAAUGUCAAGCCAACUUCAUCAGCAUCAAGGGGCCUGAAUUGCUCACGAUGUGGUUUGGUGAAUCAGAAGCCAAUGUUCGUGAUGUGUUCGACAAAGCCCGUGCUGCUGCACCUUGUGUCAUGUUCUUUGAUGAACUUGACUCCAUCGCGAAGGCACGUGGCGGCUCAUCGGGCGAUGGGGGAGGUGCAGGGGACCGUGUUCUUAACCAGAUAUUGACGGAGAUGGACGGUAUGAACGCCAAGAAAAACGUUUUCAUUAUUGGUGCCACCAACCGUCCUGAUCAAAUCGACUCUGCCCUACUCCGUCCCGGACGUCUUGACCAGCUUAUUUACAUUCCCUUACCUGAUGAAGUCUCUCGCUUGGCUAUUCUGAAGGCAGCCCUGAAGAAAUCCCCCAUUGGCCAAGAUGUGGACCUUGGGUUUUUGGCGAAGCAAACUCAUGGCUUCUCUGGUGCUGAUCUCACUGAGAUUUGUCAGCGUGCCGCAAAGCUGGCCAUUCGUGAAAGCAUUGAGUCUGAUAUCAGGAGACAGCGUGAGCAGAAGGAGAAGGAGGAAUCCGAGGACGCCAAGAUGGAGGAAGAUGAGGAAGACCCUGUUCCUGAAAUCACAAAAGAGCACUUCGAGGAAGCGAUGAAGUAUGCUCGUCGGUCGGUGUCAGACCAAGACAUCAGGCGGUACGAGAUGUUCUCCCAGAAUCUGCAACAAUCACGUGGAUUUGGUAACAACUUCCGAUUCCCAGAAGAAGCCUCUGCAGGCGGCGCUCCAUCAGCGCCCGCUGGCAACGCUGGUUUCGCAGAUGACUCGCAGGAUGAUGACUUGUACGCGUAG